AUGCCUCCCUCGGCUAUAAAGUCAACGCACCAAAUAAAAUCAAAACGCGCACAACGACAAACUGCUAGCAACCCUAAUUAUUAUGAACCAGAAUCCUCUGAAGGAGAGAUAGAAGAUUAUGAUAUGAUACAGGACGAUUCUGCCUAUGAUGAUGGCCGAUAUGAUAAACCUGACAGAAAGAAGAAACAUAGAGCAACAUCCAGCGAAUUCCAUAGCGAUAUUAAUGAACGAUUAUAUAAAAUGAACAUGCAAUUAGAAAAUGACAAAGACAUACUUUAUCAACAAUAUUUAGCUCAAUUUGAUAAGGAACUUAAAGAAAUACAAGAUGGCACAAAUUCAGACUUUCAAGAAAGUUUACAAGAACUGAUCGAAAUUCGGGACAACACUGUUACGAAAGCAGAAUUAUAUCGAGAGUAUCUGCUAGAAUGUGUAAAACGUAUGUAUGAGGCGGAAGCUAGCCAGGCCGAAGAGGAUUAUUCGACGGAAAAGCAAGGACUGAAGGAAAAAAUGUUGGCUGAGGUGGAGGAACGAAGGCGAAAAUUAAAGGAAGAUAAGGAUUCAUAUGAUCUCUUACAUGAUGUGACAGUGGAGACAGCACCACGCCAACACUCGCAAAGGAAACUUCGUGGUACAAAAGCCAAAGAUGAGGUGGAGCCGAAAACAAAGCGUUCUAAGGUAGCAGGUCCUUCGGUGACUGCCAGGCUGACAGAUAGGGAGAUUGAGGAUGAUCUACUGGAAAUGACUAAGGCAUACUCGUCCUCUUCGAAGAAAUUAGGCUAUUCUCACAAGAAGAAAUAA
This is a messenger RNA of Paraglomus occultum, 798 nucleotides long. NCBI's taxonomy places the organism in Eukaryota, Fungi, Glomeromycota, Glomeromycetes, Paraglomerales, Paraglomeraceae. The record is from the annotation of a GenBank genome assembly.